GAUGUUUCGAAGAAACGGUGGAACGACCUACAAAGGAUUUUCCAGCUUAAUUCCUGGUGUUGAUUUUGGAAACAAACACAGCGUGAAAGUCGUUUACCAUACAUAAUUUAAUAUAUUUAUCCUAAUUGAAGACUAGCGUCAGAUAUUUAUCGUUUGCCGCCGAGGUUUAGAGGCUAGUCAAGAUGAAAAAGCAUUCUGCCGUCGACUUGACUAAACUUGCAAAAGAUUUCAUCCACCUGGAGAAUAAAAUUACAGAGAUGAAAGGGGAAAAUAGUACUCUUGAAAUACAACUGGACGAGACUGGCAGAAUUUUAAAACUUGCACAAAACAAAGAGAAGCUGUUAAUUGAAGAGAGACAUGGACUUUUGGAAAGUGUCAAAAGUCUACAAAACACCAUACAGCAGCAGUGUGAUCUCAGAGCUGAAAAUGAAAGGCUGAAAAAUGCAGCUCUUCAGAUGAAGAAAGAAAACGAGGCUCAAUUAGAGGAAAGCAAGAUUCAGCUUCAGAGACUUACAGCAGAGAUGAAAGUGCUGCGAGAUCAACACCAGAGGGAGUUGAAGGACUGUGAUAAAGAAACACAAAGAAAAUUAAAAGCUAAAGAUUCUGAACUGAAAGUGGCUCAUGAGAGAUAUGAAUGCACUCUGGAGGAAAUGAGAAGACAGAUGACGGAGAAGGAGAAAGAAAAGCAAACACAAAUCAUUAAACUUCAAAUGGAGUUUGGUGCUAAACUUGCAAGGGCCCAGAGCAUGUCUGCAAAGACUCAGACUCAAACGCAAGCAUCUGCUCCUCGACCACAGAACAUCUUUAAAAGAAAGCUGCAGUUCAUUCAGGAGGAGAAAAACAAAGAGAUCGAGGCUCUGCGUCAGCGGGUGAGAGAGCUGGAACACCACAGCCUUCAUGGAUUAAAGAGAAGGAGAAACUGACACUACUGUUCAUCUGCUGGCUGGAGCAGAAUUUCACACUGCUUGCAUUUCACAGUAAAUUUCAUUCAAUAUAGAUUUCUCAAAUAUUUUGCCAAUUCAGUUCA
Molecule: messenger RNA, 1027 nt
Organism: Danio aesculapii
Lineage: Eukaryota; Metazoa; Chordata; Actinopteri; Cypriniformes; Danionidae
Product: coiled-coil domain-containing protein 152-like
Exons: 8
Coding region: 183-923 (246 amino acids)
Source: RefSeq, a predicted model, not a curated record